UACAGUAGAAGCUAGCCUGAUUGAAGAAAUUUGUCAAUGAUUAUACUUCAUAUUGGAAGUAGAACCUGGAGUCAAGAUUUUCCCACUUUAAACCAUUUUGAUGGCAGAAAGAAGAAAGCCCUCCAAUGUGAGGGAAGCAAUGGAGGAACUCAUGGGACCUAGUGGACAAAACUGGGCCAAUAUGGAUCCAGAAGAACAAAUGUUAGCGGCUGCUACAGCUUUCACCCAGAUCUGUGCAGGGCAGGGUGAGGGAGAUGUCAGGAGAGAAGCCUGGCCUACCCAAUAUGACCCUUACAGCAAAGCUUCAGGAACCCAGUAUCCCUACAGCAAAGCUUCAGGAACCCAAUACGAUCCCUACAGCAAAGCUUCAAUAACCCAAUACGAUCCCUACAGUAAAGCUUCAAUAACCCCAGGAAAGCAACAUGCUCCUCCCAUGCAACUGCAGUACCCACAUGCGAAAAGUAACGUCACCUCAGAAACAGUCUCAGAGGCCUCCCAGAGACUCCGCAAGCCAGUGAUGAAGAGAAAGGUGCUGCGUAGGAAGCCCGAUGGGGAAGUAUUAGUGACAGAUGAGUCCAUUAUCAGUGAAUCGGAGUCUGGUACAGAAAUUGACAUGGAUCUCUGGGCUUUAAGACAAAGGCUGAUUAACCUUCAGUUCCCGAAAGACAGUGAGUCCCCUGUUGAUACUUCAGAAAAACUUAAUCUACCACAUGAAUACCAAGAUCAGCUCAACGGGUAUCUACAAAGAGAAGGAAUGGGCCCUCCAGCUUAUGAACAAGACCUGAUAGUUGCCAGCCGACCGAAGUCCUUUAUUCUCCCAAGGCUGGACCAGUUAAGCCGAAACCGGGGCAAGAUAGACCGGGUAGCCCGCUAUUUUGAGUACAAACGAGACUGGGACUCAAUGCGAUUACCUGGUGAAGAUCAUAGGAAGGAAUUACGCUGGGGUGUCCGAGAGCAGAUGCUUUGUCGAGCAGAACCCCAGCCCAAGCCUCAGCACAUAUAUGUUCCGAACAAUUAUCUAGUACCAACUGAAAAGAAAAGGUCUGCCCUUUGUUGGGGUAUUCGUUGUGACCUUGCAAAUGGUGUCAUGCCCAGGAAGCUUCCCUUCCCUCUUUCUCCGUCUUAAGUCUUUUUUUUUUUAACCUCACAGGAUUGUUUGGGAUAACAUGGCAUUUUAUAUCUUUUAUUUAAAUAGAAACAACUAGAAAGACCAUGGUACAUUAUAGAGUAAGGACUUCACCCAUCAUUGGUUUUUCCUAGGAAUAUAUCACACUGAUAACAGGUGCCACUUAACUGCCAAAUUACCACUCUCAAACCCAGCAAUGCAAGAGAAGUCACACCAGAGGAAGAAAACACCUGGUCUCUCUACUGUCAGAUUAGUAAGCAAAGUCAGCUAACACUGUUUCUGCUCUAUAUUUUCUUUACCUUUGACCAGCAUGAGUUGCUGUUUUUAAUAGUGUGUUUUUAAAGUUGCUGGGCAUUACGCUUAUCCAUUAAAGAAUUUUGGAAAUUUGUGGCCUUGACCUCAUUUUUCCGUAAAUACUUGCCAAAGUAAGACGAUCUCAAACCUGAGUUACAAGUUUGCUUCCAGUUGUACUCCCCAUCAUACUUUCAUCGCCUAAACAAUGCGAGCCAGAGGGAAGGAACAAAACCUGCCCUUCACACACAAACCUAAAGGGAAGAAGAAAGGAACAGCACAGCUAUCCUCUAUGAGUAAAUCCAGGGAACUGUGUUAAAUAUCUUUAAUAGGUGCUCAACAGCCGCACUAUUUGAUAUACAGGAUUCUAGCGCAAGCUUUGUUUCAAAAUUAUUGAAAUGUUUUGCCCGAACUUUUAUAAGUUGCCACUGAGGUUGUCUUAGAAAUAUGCCUGUCACUUGAAAGCUAUUCCCACUCUGCAACAGAACUUCAAACUGCUAACGUCUGGAACUAGAUGCAGACAAAGUGACCUAUUUGGGUACAAACCAAAACACCAAUUCUGCUCGCUUAAAUUGGAUCUUCUUGUUCUUACUCUAAUCCAAUGAGGAACAUCUACAAACUGAAGACUGUCCAUUUUAACAUAAGACAAGAGUAGUGAUAGCAGAAAUAGUUUGCUCGUUCGAAGAAAAACAGCUAUGUGACAAAAAUAACCUUGACCUAUCUGCUAAAAUACAUUUUCUCCAUAAUGUUUAAGCUACACCAUUCAUUCACUCAGUUCCACCUCUAGGCAUUUAUCAGCAAAAUAAUCAGUAACUCAAAGACAUGUACUGCAAAUAAGUAAAAACUGCUAGCCA
Messenger RNA from Myotis davidii, 2271 nucleotides. RefSeq names its product hydrolethalus syndrome 1 (gene HYLS1). Gene Ontology annotation, cellular component: non-motile cilium; centriole. The transcript has 2 exons. The record is from RefSeq and is a predicted model, not a curated record. Gene Ontology annotation, biological process: cilium assembly. NCBI's taxonomy places the organism in Eukaryota, Metazoa, Chordata, Mammalia, Chiroptera, Vespertilionidae. The coding region runs from base 101 to 1126 and encodes 341 amino acids.